AACUAUAAAAAGACCAUCCUCGUUCCAAACCUUAUAUCUAAGAUCAUACCAGGUGGCCCAUUUCUCAUCAUCAUCAUCAUGUCUAAGCCAAGAUUGGAUGGUAAGGUGGCCAUAAUCACAGGUGCAGCCAGCGGGAUCGGUGAAGCCACUGCACGGCUAUUCGCUGAAAAUGGAGCGUUCAUCAUAAUCGCGGACGUCCAAGAUGAUCUGGGCCAUCAGGUCAUGGCAUCCAUAGGCCCAGAUAAGUCCUACUACAAACACUGCGAUGUAACGGAUGAGAAUCAGGUGCAGGAGACGGUGGGCCACACCUUCAAGAAGUACGGCCGCCUGGAUAUCGUGUUCAGCAACGCUGGUGUCUUGGGCACAACUGGCAGCAUUCUGGAGAUGGACAUGGGAGACGUGGACCGCACGAUGGCCGUCAACAUGCGUGGGGCCGCCGCCUUCAUAAAGCACGCGGCACGUGUGAUGGUGGCCAAUCAGAUACGUGGGUCGAUCAUAUGUACGGCUAGCAUCGCAGCGACCAUGGGUGGCACGGGCCCACACGCGUACACAAUCUCUAAGCAUGCACUACUGGGCUUGGUCCGAUCAGCUUCUAGCGAGCUAGGGAAGCAUGGGAUCAGGGUCAAUUGCAUCUCUCCAUUCGCCAUCCCUACUCGGAUGUCGUUCCAAGCGGACGGUUGGGAUCAGAAGUCAGAAGCGAUGAUACGGGCCAUGAGCAAUCUGCAAGGAAUUCUGUUGGAGGCAGGGCACGUGGCUGAGGCUGCUUUGUUCCUCGCGUCGGAUGAAUCGUGCUUCAUCAGCGGACACAACCUCGUUCUUGAUGGAGCGUUUUCGGUCGUUAAUCAUGACUUCUCGGUCUUUAAAUGAUACUUACCGGAAUAAAAAUGGGCCGUGAUCAUUUCUCCAUGUGUUUUUGGGCCCAAUAUAUAAGUGGGCUUGUUUGGAAA
Messenger RNA from Magnolia sinica, 947 nucleotides. RefSeq names its product short-chain dehydrogenase reductase 3b-like. The record is from RefSeq and is a predicted model, not a curated record. NCBI's taxonomy places the organism in Eukaryota, Viridiplantae, Streptophyta, Magnoliopsida, Magnoliales, Magnoliaceae. The transcript is spliced from 2 exons. The coding region runs from base 79 to 867 and encodes 262 amino acids.